GAGAUAAAUUGGGAUGAUAAGGGCAAAUACCGUAGGUAGGUUGACCUGGUUGAUAUGGACGGACGGGGUCCGGCACCGCGUCUAGAGGUUCCUUGCUUGCGUUACCUAGGUAGGCAACUUUUCCAACCUCGCCGGAAAACGACACCAUGAUAACGAGCCGCUUAUUUAGUCUGGAUGCAAGUUACCAAAACGGCAAAAAAUGUGUACUUCAGUCGACUUGAUGCCAAGAGCCAGCGGGUCUCUUUUUUCCUGUAGGGCGGGAUAGCGAACCAUGUGUCGGACGAAAGCCAAGUUUGGUGUCCGACGACGGCGAUGCUGAAAUCUUGGCGAUGUCGGAAUCUUUGGUGUCGAGAGCUGCCAGCAACGGCGAGAAGCUUGCAGCUAUGAUCUGGUUAUAAAAGGGGACGUUGUUCGCCUGCUUUUUUUUUCGACAUGAUAGCUCGACAUCUCAUCACCAGGCAAGCAAAGACUCCUCAACCGAGACGAGCCAGCAGCCAGCAGCCAGCCUCCGCAAGCUGAAAACGUUGAGCAGCCAUGAAGCCUUCUGUCAUCUCCCUCUGUCUCGCAGCGGCGGCAAACGCGCUGCUUGAGACUCGCCACCCCCGCGACCUCAGCGGCGGCCAGGGCAUGAACACCGUCUCCCGCCGCACUAACAACAACAGCACGGGGAGCGGAUCGACCUGCCCAGCCCCCAAGACUGUGCGCACCAAGGCAGCCAAGGCGAACCCCUUCACGGCCCUGAGCCAGGAUGAGGUCGACAGCGUGAUGCGCUGGGUGUCGAACCCGGCGCUGGGCUUGAACCUCACCAGCCCCACGGCUGAGAACCUCGCCCAGACCGACAACUAUGUGUGGCACGUCGAGGUUCUCAAGCCCAACAAGACCGAUGUGCUGGCCUACCUCGACGGCGGCGCCUCCUCUGUGCCUCGCCACGCCCGUGUCGUCAUCAACGAGGGCGGAAGGGACGUGCCGCGUGUCGCCGAGUACUAUGUCGGACCACUGCCCGUCGACAACACCACCACCAAGAUCCAGCCCCUGGAUUUUAUGUACAAUGGUGCCAACGGCGCCAGCAUCCUGUUUAAUGGACGCUUCUACGACACCCCGCGCAGGAAGGCCGUCGAUCCGUUCGUGGCCAAGUUCAUGGCCGAGAUUGCCGACAUCACCAACGACCUCGUCGGCUUUGCCUACUACGGCGGGUCUGACAACCGCACCACGGCCGAGACCUUUUACGGCAACCCCUCGUCGACCGACGGUACCACUGGAGUGCUGUGGCUGCCCUUCCGCCGCAAGGGUCUCGCAUCGUACGACAAGCCGUCCAACCUGUACGUGAGCAUCGACAUCAGCGGCACGGACCCGAGCCUCUACAAGAUGCGCAUGAUCGUGUACGACCUGGUCAUUUACAAGUCGGUCGACGAGUUCCGCGAGGCCUGGACGGCAGGCAAGAUCAAAAAGACCCCCGCCCCGCCGGCCGACGAGAGCUUCCUGCGCAAGGACCGCAUCGGUGAGAAGCGCAAGCUCGAGGAGCGCAUGGCACCCACCAUCGUCGAGCCCGAGGGCAAGCGCUACGCGGUGGACACGGAGAACCGCUACGUCGAGUACCUGGGCUGGAGCUUCUACACGCGGUUCGACCGCGACGUGGGGGUUCAGUUCUACGACAUCCGGUUCAAGGGCGAGCGCAUCAUGUACGAGCUCUCGCUGCAGGACGCCAUCGCGCAGUACGCCGGCAACAACCCGUUCCAGGCCGGCACCGCCUACAUGGACCGCUACUACGGCAUCGGUGCGCAGGUGGGGCGCCUGAUCCCCGGCUACGACUGCCCCUACCACGCCACCUACUGGGACAGCGACUUCACCUCUGGCACCGCCGCCACCAGGACCAACAACUCGGUCUGCAUCUUCGAGACCGACAUUGGCACCCCCAUCACCCGCCACACCGACCCGGGCCUCUACAUGCAGGCGACCAAGGGCUCCAAGCUGGUGGUGCGACAGAUCGCCACCGUCGGCAACUACGACUACCUCUUCGACUACAGCUUCUGGGUCGACGGCACCAUCGGCGUCGAUGCCCACGCCUCCGGCUACGUGCAGGCCAACUACUACCGUCCCGAGGACAAGGGCAAGUGGGGACCCCGCAUCCACGACACCAUCACCGGCACGCUGCACACGCACGUCAUGAACUUCAAGGCCGACUUUGACCUGGGCGGCACCGCCAACACGCUGGUGCGCACCGACAUUGUCGUCGAGAACAUCACCCAGCCGUGGUACCCCGAGCGUGGCGAGUUCGAGAUGAUGCGCUACAACAUCUCCGACGUGGCCUCGGAGAAGCAGGCCCUGCUGCCGCUGCCCGCCAACGGCCAGUCCAUGUACACCAUCGUCAACAAGGACAAGAAGAACAAGUGGGGCGAGGACCGCGGCUACCGCAUCGUGCCGGGCCUGAGCAACAUCCACCUGGCCUCGCAGCGCUCGCCCUUCUUCCUCAAGUCCGCCCAGUUCGCCAAGCAGUUCCUGGCCGUGUCGCGCCAAAAGGACACCGAGCCCGGCUCCUCGGCCGCCCUCAACCAAAACGUGCCCGAGGCCCCCCUGGUCGAGUUCUGGCGCUUCUUCGACGACGACGAGAGCCUGGCCCAGCAGGACCUGGUCGCCUGGGUCAACCUGGGCAUGCACCACUACACCCGCUCCGAGGACAUGCCCAACACCCUCAUGUCCGAGGCCCACUCGAGCCUCACCUUUGCCCCCCAGAACUGGGGCGACGCCGAGCUGACCACCGACCUGGCCAACGCCAUCAUCUACAACGCCAAGACGGGCGUCGACCGCGUCGUCCCCGAGACCAACGGCGUCUCCGUGCCCGACUGCUUCCCUCUGUCCGCCCAGGACGAGCUCCUCGGCGUGUUUGAGAACACUGGUGUCCCCUACGCCUAUGGCAAGGAUGCUUGAGUGUGUGUCCUUUUCGGAGGAAGGGUUGUUCAUAGACGAGUGAAUAUUGGAGUAGGAAGUAGUUGGCCAGUGCGGGGAAUAGCAUCUGUUGGCUGAGGAACUUAAUGCCUCUUGAUAGUUUAAUGCCGCAUUGAAUAAUGACACUUAAUUUCCCC
Messenger RNA from Pyricularia oryzae 70-15, 3080 nucleotides. Its product is annotated as copper amine oxidase. Gene Ontology annotation, cellular component: plasma membrane. Gene Ontology annotation, biological process: amine metabolic process. Lineage: Eukaryota; Fungi; Ascomycota; Sordariomycetes; Magnaporthales; Pyriculariaceae. The transcript has a single exon. The coding region runs from base 535 to 2925 and encodes 796 amino acids. The record is from RefSeq and is a predicted model, not a curated record. Gene Ontology annotation, molecular function: quinone binding; primary methylamine oxidase activity; copper ion binding.